AUGGAAGAGCAGAUGAAGGAUCGUGAAGGGAAUCGUUUCCUUGAGAAUAGCGAGUGGGAUGUAGAGAAACACCUACUUGUUUUCUUUUUCUUGAUGAACGUCCCUUGUGGUACUGUGGUGUCUGGAGACCUGGGAGAGACACUGAACCAGUUUCAGGCUGAUGGGGAUUAUAUCCUUGGAGGUCUCUUUCCACUUUACUCUGCUAACAUGAAUAGAGCUAAGAGAGCAAGUUCAGAAUCUCACAAGUGUGAAAGAAUCCAACUUGAUGGUUUCCUCUGGGCUCAAGCAAUGAUAUUUGCUAUUGAAGAAAUCAAUAACUCUAGCACUCUCCUACCAAAUGUGAUGCUGGGAUAUGACAUCCGGGACACCUGUCUCAUGCCCUCAGUUGCAAUGCGCUCGGCCAUUUCCUUCUUAACCGUGGAAGGUGGAACUACAUUUGAAAUUAGCUAUUUUGCUUCAAGCAAUUUAUUUAAUGAUAAAAAUAACUUCCCAUCGUUCUUCCGGACAAUUCCCACGGAUGAAGUCCAGGCUGCAGCUGUGGUAUCAAUUGUGGAAACAUUUCACUGGAACUGGAUAGCAGUGAUCGGGACAGACAACACAUAUGGUCGAAGAGCAAUGCAGCAUUUCAUAAAACUCGUCUCCAAAACUGAGAUUUGCAUCGCAUUUGAGGAACUGAUUCCUGUGCAUCUACGUGACCUUAAACUGCAGAAGAAAAUGGCAUCGAUCAUCUCAUACAUUGUUCUCUCACAGGCUAAUGUCACAGUAGUGUUUGCGGAGGAUGUUUAUGCUGAGGUAUUGCUGACGGUGGCCCUGGAGCAGAAUAUGACAGAGAAGGUAUGGAUUGCCAGUGAGAGUUGGGUUACCUCUGAAGCAGUUGCCAGCAUCCCAAAUAUCUCAAGCAUUGGGACCAUCCUGGGUGCAAGCAUUAAAAAUGUUAAAAUCCCUGGGUUUGAAUGUUAUGUUUCCACUGCACUGGCUCUCAACCACAUGCCCAAACUGAAAUCUGAAAGCUGUAACAGGAAUGAGCGCCAUCCGGAGAUGAAAAAUGAAGAAGCAUCUGUGGUUAUUGGUGAAGACUUAGAACGUAUUUCAUUCAGUGUUUACUCGGCAGCUUACACAGUAGCUCAUGCUCUCCAUAGCCUGCUCCGCUGUGAUAGAGGACCCUGCAACAAGGGCAACAUUUACCCAUGGCAGCUACUUAUAGCAGUCAGAGAAGUUAACUUCACCCUCCACAACCAAGCUAUUUUCUUUGAUGAAGAAGGAAACCCGCCAACAGGAUACGACAUCAUUAACUGGCAAUGGAAAGGCGGGAAUCUGAUUCCAGAAUUCAGAGUGAUUGGUGAAUACAGAGCUCAGGAUAAAGAACUUAUAAUAAAUGCAUCCCUGAUUGACUGGAACACCCUGCAGAAUAAGAUUCCUGACUCCAACUGCUCAACUUCCUGUGAAUCUGGGCAAGUGAAAAUAGUGAAGGGGCAUCUUUCUUGCUGUUACCAGUGUGUGGACUGUCCAGCAGGAACGUUUCUGAGUGAUGACGAACAGUGCAUUCCGUGCCAGAAAGAUGAGUGGUCUCCACCAAGAAGUGUGAAAUGUGAAAAGAAAGUGAUCGAGUUCUUCCGAUGGACGGACACUCUGGCUGGCUUGCUAGCCACACUGGCGGCUGUAGGCCUCUCCAUCAUCAUGGCAGUGAUUAUCAUUUUCAUCCCCAAUCUCAACAGCCCCUUGGUCCAGCUGGCAGGAGGGACAACCUGCCUGGCGAUGCUGAUAUUCACUGCCACAACGUGCUGCAGCAUUUACUUUUUCCUGGGGAGGCCAAACUGGUUUCUAUGUAGAGUUCGGCAGCCCCUUUUCUCAAUUGGCUUUGCUGGUUGUUUAUCAGCCAUGCUGGUGAAGUCAUUUCAAGUGAGUGGCCUGCCUAGGGUAACCAGAUGCAUCCCACAAUGUUUCCCUGCUUUCCUAUGGCACAAUGGCAAGUGGCUGAUCAUCUCUUUCUUCCUCUUGAUUCAGUGUGCUCUGUGUGCAACCUGGCAGUCCAGGUCUCCGCCAUUUGUCUUUGCAAACUACAAUAUCUCUGUCACAGAAAUAUUCAUGGAAUGUAAUGAGGGCUCUUUAACUGGCUUUGGGUUACUUCUGAUCUAUAAUAACCUGCUUGCCCUUGCGUGUUUUCUGUGUACUUUCAUGGGCCGAAGUACAGACAAAACCUACAAUCUAGGCCGGCACAUUACCUUUGCUAUGCUCAUUUACCUCACCGUUUGGGUCUUCUUCAUCCCAGCCUACACUACUACCAAGGGCAAGUUUGUCUCCUUCUUGGAACCAUUUGCAGGAUUGGUGAGUGUGUAUGGAAUCAUCAUAGUCUACUUUCUACCCAAAUGCUACAUCAUUCUCUUUAAACCAGAGUACAACACCCAGUCUUACUGUCAGGAGCCUACAGACAAUCCUCCGUCCAACAUGGAAGGCCAGUGA
Messenger RNA from Hypanus sabinus (Atlantic stingray), 2460 nucleotides. RefSeq names its product extracellular calcium-sensing receptor-like. The record is from RefSeq and is a predicted model, not a curated record. Gene Ontology annotation, biological process: sensory perception of umami taste; sensory perception of sweet taste; G protein-coupled receptor signaling pathway. Gene Ontology annotation, molecular function: G protein-coupled receptor activity. Lineage: Eukaryota; Metazoa; Chordata; Chondrichthyes; Myliobatiformes; Dasyatidae. Gene Ontology annotation, cellular component: membrane. The coding region runs from base 1 to 2460 and encodes 819 amino acids. The transcript has 7 exons.